Molecule: messenger RNA, 687 nt
Organism: Lodderomyces margitis
Lineage: Eukaryota; Fungi; Ascomycota; Pichiomycetes; Serinales; Debaryomycetaceae
Exons: 1
Coding region: 1-687 (228 amino acids)
Molecular function (GO): nucleic acid binding
Source: RefSeq, a predicted model, not a curated record
AUGAAUAUGUCUACGCCUUCAUUAGACGAGGAAGUAGCUAAAUUUACAUCAACCCUACUAUCGGAUAUCCAAUCCAAGUCCUCCAUUGAGAUAGAUCAUUUCAAAAUCACCAAAAAUGAUGUAAUAAAAUCACGAAUUGAUAAAAUUUUAACCCUAUUCCAAGCUGAUACACCGAUCUUGCUUGAAGGUAUGACUCGAGACGUACAGAAACUCAUAUCAAUAAUUGAAAUAGCCAAGCAGAAGCAUGGAUCGAAGGUGCAUCAGUAUAAUUGUUUAUUACGCGUGCGAACGCGGAUUAACCCUUAUAAGAAGCAGGUGAACAAAGGGGUUGAAGUUGUUGAUUUUAGCACGGCUUUAAAAAUGACUGCUAUUGCUGAUGGUAAAAAUGAUAGCCAUGUCAAUGAAGGCAAUGACGAUGAUGACGAUGAUGAUGGUUUAGAUUCUGAGGUUGUCGAACGAGAAUUUCCAGGAGCAAUUGCUCGUGGUGCAGGGAAUAGAAGUAAGAAAAAGGAGCCAAAUAAUAAAGAGAAAGAGACUGAGAGCAAGACAGCUAGAACGCAAGAAGAGAAGGAUGCUCAAAAGGAGAUACAGGGUGAUAAAGUUUAUGAUAUACCUGUCAUGUAUAUACUCCUUAGUGGAAAGGAUCUUUCUCUGUAUUUAGAUAGCGAUUGGACCAUCCAAAGUUGA